Pseudovirgaria hyperparasitica is the source of this 905-nucleotide messenger RNA. RefSeq lists its product as uncharacterized. The record is from RefSeq and is a predicted model, not a curated record. The transcript has a single exon. The coding region runs from base 69 to 695 and encodes 208 amino acids. Lineage: Eukaryota; Fungi; Ascomycota; Dothideomycetes; Acrospermales; Acrospermaceae.
AUGCAGGAUUCCUUUCAGACCGCGAUACACACCCACGGACCUUCGACUGUCAAACUUUCAAAUAUAAGAUGGCAGCGUCAUCUCGAGAAACCCAAUUGUCCCCAGAAAACAGCAUAAUCCACGAGAAGCGCAAUCCCGAAUCCUUGCGCGCACGCGUCGAGGAAAUAUCGCAAGCCGAUGUCCAAGAUGCAGUCGCUGGUAUGGCAGAUCUCGUCCCAGGCCUGAGCACCUACCUGUCAUUCACCGGGGCGCGAGUUGUAACGCAUCCUGUCUAUACUGGCAACGCAAACCUGAAUCAAGUCGCGAAAGUAUGGAUGAAACUGUGCCGGAGCUGUAUGACGAAAGACGCACCACUUGCCUGUCGCUUACAACAAAGUGACCUGUUUCCACACUUUGAAAAGCUGUACAAGCGAAGUAACCAGGAGGCCAAAGAUUCGAGUCUCGCGUGGCUCUUCAGGGACGUACGCGAGUUCAAGCUCGGCUGCGCGCACUGCAGAGGCGACCCCAACUACUGCAUUCCAAUGAAUGAAAGAUGUGAAAUGGCGUUAUACGUUCGAAGAAACCUAUACAACGAGUAUUGGCCUGGCCAGGAGGCCCGUGGAGGUUUAGGUUGUUACGAUGGAGAAAGGUUCGAUUUGGCCACGCGUGAACAGAUAGAGGACGCGAUUGCGCGAGGAGUGGAGCGCGCAACUUGAUCUUUAUUUGGCUUCGAGUAUGACCUCAAGCCAACUUCCGGAGCUUUUUUUUUUCACAAUAGGCUGAUCCGGCGUUAUGGAAUGUGUACCAUACUGUCUAUAAUGAUAUCAAUGAUCCUUUGAGAUCGUCAAAGCAUUACUUGACGAGUUGCGAAAAGGACCUCGGGAAAAUGUUGUGUGGAUAGACCUAUAUAUGCGCCGAGAUCCUGG